Aspergillus fijiensis CBS 313.89 is the source of this 2101-nucleotide messenger RNA. Its product is annotated as cytochrome P450. The coding region runs from base 296 to 1831 and encodes 511 amino acids. The transcript has 8 exons. Gene Ontology annotation, molecular function: oxidoreductase activity, acting on paired donors, with incorporation or reduction of molecular oxygen; iron ion binding; monooxygenase activity. Lineage: Eukaryota; Fungi; Ascomycota; Eurotiomycetes; Eurotiales; Aspergillaceae. The record is from RefSeq and is a predicted model, not a curated record.
CCUUCCCAUUCCCUCCGCCGCUUCCUUCGAGCCACCACAAACGAUAGCCAAGUGAUCCCGCUAAUGAUUGGGGACAGAAUCAUUGCCUGUUGCCUGGUUCGUUAGAUGAGACUCAACGGGUCUUGCUUCCUGCACGACCCACUCUGCGUAUGCAAUGAGGAUGAUGGUGCUUUUCGCACCAGCGAUGCCCGAGAGCCGCAUGGCUGCGGGAAGCCCUCUUAUAUAGCAAUCGUGACCGAGACAUUCCAUGUGGCUCGCUGCUCUAAGUGUUCAAGUUCAUCUUUCUAUUGACUCAAUGGCAAUCAUCGCGAGUACACCAGUGACCCUGGCCGCUGCGGCCGCUCUGGUCCUCACGUACUGGGGAUACAUCGCGAUCUACAGACUGUACUUCUCUCCACUGGCCAGGUUUCCCGGGCCCAAACUUGCCGCCAUCAGCGGCUGGUAUGAGUUCUACUUUGAUUAUUGGAAACAAGGCAAAUAUAUCUUUGAGAUCGAGCGGUUGCAUCAAGUCUAUGGACCCAUUGUGCGCAUCAACCCCGACGAACUGUCUAUUCAUGAUCCCGAGUUCUACAAUGAGAUCUAUGUCACUGAGAGCAAGCGCCGCACGAGCCACUACGACGUGUUCUGCAAAGGCAUUGACUUCGACGGCUCGCAUCUUUUGACUGUGGACCACAACCUGCACCGCAAGCGCAGAAAGCCCCUCGAGCCUUUCUUCUCUCGUAUGGGGAUCACCCGGCUGCAGGAUAUGCUGGCGGAAGUCGCCCUCAAGCUCGAGGCACGCCUGCGCGAAUACGAGGGCACGCACACGGUGAUCCGACUGGAUCAUGCGUUUUCCGCCUUCUCGGGCGACAUCAUUGGGCGUAUCUGCUUGGACCGCGAGGAUGCUGGCAACGAGUUCCUGGAUGAUCCCUUGUUUGCACCGGACUGGUAUAAUCUCAUUCACAACCUCGUGCGGUCGAUCCCGCUGUUUACCGGCUUUCCGUGGAUUGUGCAGCUCGUGAGCUUUAUCCCAGAGAGUUUCCUGCUCAAGGCCUUCCCACAGGGUCAAGUUUUCAACACGUUCAAAGCCGUCGCGCUCCGCAACAUCGAGCGGAUCCUCAGCAACAAAGAGUCUCUGAAACAGCAAGGAUACAGCAGCGCCUCGCUCUUCCACCACGUCGCGGACAGCGAUAUGCCGGACUCCGAACGGUCGCCCGAGCGGUUGGCCAAGGAGGCGCAGGUGCUGCUGGGCGGCGGGACGGCCAGCACGGCGCGCACCAUCGGCUUCGCCUCCUACUACAUCCUCUCCAACCCGGCCAUCAAGGCGCGGCUGCAGGACGAGCUGCGCGAGCCGAUGGCGGAGUGGCCCGACCGGGUCCCCAGCUGGGCGGAGCUGGAGCGUCUCCCGUACCUGCAGGCCAUCAUCAAGGAGUCCCUGCGCCUCAGUUACGGCGUCAUGCACCGGUUACCGCGCAUCUCGCCCGACCUGCCCAUCCAGUACAAGGACUACACAAUUCCCAUUGGGACUCCCGUAGGGAUGUCCGCCUACUUCAUGCACUCCGACCCCGCCGUCUACCCAGAGCCCAAGACCUUCCGUCCCGAGCGCUGGGUCGAGAAUGUCACCCCGGCCAUGAUACAACAGUAUGUGCCAUUUUGCCGCGGAUCGCGCAACUGCCUCGGUCAAAACUUGGCAAUGGCCGAGAUGUCUCUCAUCCUGGCCGUUUUGUACCGGCCGAACGGCCCCAAGUUGGAGCUGUACGAGACCGAUGAGACGGAUGUGAUCCAGGCCCACGAUUUCAUGAUCCCGCUCCCCAAGGUCACGACUAAAGGCGUGAGGGCUUUGAUUCGUUGAUUGCGUUGGAUGUUCGUCAUUUUUUUUUUCUUUGCUGCUGUUUUCUUUUCUGUUCUUAUUUUCUGUCUCCUUUGGAUUUCUCGCUAUGUUCGCGCUGAUUCUGUAUUCUAACCAUCAUCAUCGAGUCCGAAAAUUCGCAAUAUACUACAGUUCAAUCCGGGUAACCCGGCAAAUGGAAGCUAGAGUACCCUUCAGACCGCAGCCCCCAUUUAAUGCAGUGCAUCAAUGCACAGGGCAAUUGAAAUAUCCUCGGGGAUGGGUCACUGUCAC